Messenger RNA from Symsagittifera roscoffensis, 1249 nucleotides. RefSeq lists its product as uncharacterized. The transcript has a single exon. The coding region runs from base 32 to 1021 and encodes 329 amino acids. Lineage: Eukaryota; Metazoa; Xenacoelomorpha; Acoela; Convolutidae. Gene Ontology annotation, cellular component: cytoplasm. The record is from RefSeq and is a predicted model, not a curated record.
AGUUGUUGAUUUGUUAGUCAGCUGCGUCAACAUGAAGCUCGUGAAGCUGGGAGACAUUGAAAGUUCGAAACUAGGCUAUGGUGCCAUGUCUUUGUCAUCAAAUAUUUACUCAGUUCCUGAAGGAUACACAGAUGCGGACGGUGUUGCAGUUCUGAAACGAGCAUUGGACUUGGGAAUCACGCAUAUCGAUACUGCUAUUAUUUAUGGCAACGGCCACAACGAAACUCUGGUCGGACAAGCUAUCGCUGGCUUGAACCCAGAGGAAAGAGCUAAGCUCUGUAUCGCCACCAAGACAGGAUUUGACACGAAAGCUGGAAAAGUAAGCGGGGAUCCUGAGUUUAUCCGCCGAACAUGUGAGGAAUCUAUCGCGAGGUUGGGAACCUACAUCGAUAUUUUCUACUUGCAUCGAAUUGAUACUUCAACCUCUAUUGAGGAGAGUAUGAAAACCAUGAAGGAACUCAUCGCAGAAGGGAAGAUCAAAGCUGUUGGGUUAAGUGAAGCUUCGGCUAAUACGAUCAGAAGAGCGCACGUUGUGGUUAAAAUCAGCGCUAUUCAGCUCGAAUGGUCUCUUUGGAGCAGAGAUGUAGAAGAUGAGAUUAUUCCAGUGUGUAGGGAGUUGGGAAUUGGGAUUGUAGCCUACUCGCCUCUUGGUCGGGGUAUGUUGACAGGAGCAAUAAAGAAACGCGAGGAUCUGAAUGAAAAAGACUGGCGAUUGAGGAACCCGCGUUUCCAGGGAGAAGCAUUUGAUGCGAACUUGAAGCUCAUCAGCAAAGUUGAGGCAGUAGCUGCUAAAAAGGGAUGCUCGACUGCUAAUCUGGCUCUGGCUUGGGUUUUGGCUCAAGGCGAUGACGUGGUUCCGAUUCCAGGAACAGCUAAGGUGAAGAAUCUUGAGGCAAAUAUGGGAGCCCUAGAUGUCAUUUUGACGAAAGACGAAGUCGAUGAGCUGAGCAGUGUUUUGCCACCGGAAGCGGUGGUUGGCGAAAGAUACCAACCAGGGAUACCAACUUUCAAAGACAACUGAAACCCUUCUUAUUUUUGAUGGGUUUCCUUACUGAACAUGUACCAUUUCAGAAAUUCUGCCAACAUACCAACACAUCGUAAAAUCGACGCAAUGUGAUAACUAACAGGGUAGCUUUUCAGCGAUUGAUUACACUAAAAUGUUUGCUCUUACAAACAAAACAAUUUAUCAUUUUAGUUUUUAACCCAGAUUACUUGCAUUGUAAAUAUUAUUGAAAAUAUAAUUUUCCGU